Messenger RNA from Pantherophis guttatus, 2025 nucleotides. Its product is annotated as protein FAM228B-like. The record is from RefSeq and is a predicted model, not a curated record. Lineage: Eukaryota; Metazoa; Chordata; Lepidosauria; Squamata; Colubridae.
UCAAAGCCAUUCGCUAUGUUUAAUUUCUAGAUACAGAUAGCGCUUCUUUUUCACAUCUACAAGCCUCCGGCCAGCCUGACUCUUUUUCCCAGUCCAUCACAGCAAGAGCAGUUGCGUCGCGGGAUUGCCAUGGGUACGAGUAACACUGAAGCGGACGGAUACAGUCCAAUCUCCUUUGGAAGGAAAAAAUGCAUAGGGACAAUGAGCCCCCAUUUUCAUUAUGUUUUUAAUUUGUCAAAAGGGCUUCCUUCUGCCGUUUUUGAUCACUAAAGCGCUAGUCGGAGCCUUCAGACAAGAAAGCUGGAAGGAACUAUUUUUUUUUCCUGGCGGAGGGAACUGAUCGCGGGUUUGGCGUACCACUGCCAGUGAAUUUGGUGGGCCGUGGCCGGGCAACGAAGCACACUCUGCCCCCGGGACGGGGAUGGGUAGGAGGUAUGGAGGUGGCGGGGAACGGCGUGGGUCCUUUCCAUCUGGGACCGUUGACAUCUACGCCUAUAGAGUCCUCUACCUCGAGCGUCCCCACACGGGCUGAUUCCUUGUCAUCUGAAAAUAGUGAUAGUUCAGGAGAAGACUGGCUCAUAAAAGUUCGUUGUCCAGGAGCAAGGCAUCGAUACAGCAAACGAGCUCAUGCAAAAAAGAGCAUAUCAUCUCGGUCUACAAAAACUGAAACUUCAAGCAUUCUAGAUAAAAAAGAUGACUUCACAGAGAAAACAGAAUUGACGCCUACUACAUCUUACCAGGACUAUACAAGAGUGCCAAGGCAGGAGAGUGCAGAUUUGGAGUGGCUGAUAAGACUUCGUUGUCCAAGAGCUCAAAUGGAACAAUUGAUGCCGGAUCUGAAGCAAUCUUUUCCAGGAAUUACUAGUUUCCUGAGUAAAUCACAGAGCAAGGUUUAUGGAAGAAGUCAACCUGAAAAGACAAAAUCUUCAGAGAGUUGGCUAACACAGAAGCACUUGUCUAUUGCACAGGCUUUAGUUAAUGAAAGCCAGGAUGUUAUUGGUCCCAUUCAGUUGCUGCUGGAAAGAGAAAGCUGCUUUAUAAGGGAAGUAGACAGGUAUUUGAAGCACAAUGAUUUCUUAGCUCUAAGGAGAAGGGAAAUGCUGUACAAGAAAUGGUUUGAAAGUGUUUCAAGACCUCUGCUUCAGAAAAUUCAGGACAAAGUUGACAACCAGUCAAGCAAAGAAAUAGAAGAGAGGAAGCGAAAACAGCUCUCCCUUUAUCUAAACUAUUGUAAUGAGAAGGGAGGUGCAUUUUUAGAAAGUUAUAGUCCGUCAUCUUAUGAUCCUUUCUUCCUGAAGACUACUCCAGACUUGUGGAAGGCAUCAGUUCCUCCUUUACAUGACCCCUUGUUAAAGGAAAUAGAAGGAAGAUACAUUGAAGCCAGCAUUAUGCAGCAGUGUGAAACAGGAAAAUUAUAUUCCUCUAAAGAUAUUCAUGAACUACAUAAGACUGAGUUACCACCACUUCCUUUAAGUCGGCAGCUUAUGAACCCCGCAGAGUGGCUGAAAAUCCCAUUCCAGUAUAUGGAAAGUGAUGUCCGUAAAAAAAGCCGGAAGACACAUAUGAGAGCUAGGAAAGGUAAAGAGCAAGAGAAAGCAAGAAAGAAGGAAAUAAACUUUCUCCCUAGGGGCUCAACAACCAGGAAAGCCAGGAACCUGCUCUCCGGUUGAAAACAGGAAAUGAUCUGGGUCUAGCCCCAGGCCUUCUGCCAACAUUAUAACAGUCUGCCUGUUAAAGCCAAGGGGAGGAGACUUCCCACUGAAGAUGACUUGUCCUGUCCCUCACAGAACGUAAUUCCAUGUUGCUUGUUCACUAUGCAUUUUAUAUUGUCCACAGCUCCACCAUCAUCAACAGUAACAAGUUUUGGUUUAUGUAUCACUGGAAUCAAAAGGUAAUGUUUGAAAAUUGGCCACCUUUUUGAGUGUCAAGCAGCAUCAGUGUAGCACAGCAUACAAUUGGUUCAACAGAGGUAAACACUGGUGCUUAGAAUAACAGGCAGCAUUAACCAUCCUAAUUUCAUUCUGU